This is a messenger RNA of Eremothecium gossypii ATCC 10895, 432 nucleotides long. RefSeq names its product mitochondrial 54S ribosomal protein bL9m MRPL50 (gene MRPL50). The record is from RefSeq and is marked provisional. Lineage: Eukaryota; Fungi; Ascomycota; Saccharomycetes; Saccharomycetales; Saccharomycetaceae. Bases 1 to 432 code for a protein of 143 amino acids. The transcript has a single exon.
AUGUUCAGACCAACUUUGAGGGCGUGCUCAGCCUACUCCAAGAGAAACAAUAAGGUGCGGGUGCAGAUAUUGCAGAAUUUUGAGCGGUUCCAGCUGUAUAGAGGAGAAGUGGUCAAUGUCAGUCCCUCUCUGAUGAGAAACUACUUGCACCGUAACAAUGGCGCGCGGUACAUCCUGUGGGAGAAAGAUAUCGACCAGGGACUCGUGCAGGAGGCGGCGGCCACGCGGCAGAGGAUGCUGAGUCAGAGGGCCGCAGCAGAGGCGAGCGAGCCAGACGCGGAGCCCGUCACGAUUCAGAAGACAGCGGAGACCGGGUCUCCCGCUGCCGAGCCGACGGAGAAGGAGGCGCCCGCCGAGGCACCGGCCAAGCGGUCGGGCCUGUCGCCGCGGCCGACCGUGGCGGAUGUGAAGAUACCGGGUCUGGAGCUGUGA